Rana temporaria (common frog) is the source of this 2395-nucleotide messenger RNA. RefSeq lists its product as uncharacterized. The record is from RefSeq and is a predicted model, not a curated record. NCBI's taxonomy places the organism in Eukaryota, Metazoa, Chordata, Amphibia, Anura, Ranidae. The transcript has 11 exons. The coding region runs from base 24 to 2090 and encodes 688 amino acids.
GCUGUGUCAGCUGACCUGUCCUAAUGGCUGCUUUACAUAUAAAUCCGCCCACUCGUGAAGUCUUCCUUUUGGCCUUCAGAUAUGAGCACAUGGCUUGCUGUUGCCAUCUUGGUGCUGUAUUUACCACUCAGGGGGUGAAUGGAACACUUUGGAGAACUAUUCUUUUUUCUCAGUCUAUCUCAGAUGAGAAGCUUUCAUUGGAAUGGAGAUUUAAAAAUGACCUAAUUGUAUCCCGUACUCAAGAUUUCUUUGUUAAAUACGCUCCCCAUUAUAAAGGAAGGUGUCGGCUGUAUAGUGAUGGAACUCUGAGACUGGAUAAUCUGACACCUACAGAUGAGGGGCCAUACACUUUUACUGCAGAGAAGAGCCCCUCUUCAGAAGUCUAUCUUAAAGUCUUUCGUGCUGAAUCUACCACUCAGGCGGUGAAUGGGACACUUGGGAGAUCAAUUUAUUUUUAUGAGUCUUUCCCAGAUCAGACACUAUUGUUAGAAUGGAGUUUUAAAAAUAAUGUGAUUGCAUCCCGUAUUCCUGGUUUCUCUCCUGAAUGUGCUUUCCAGUAUAAGGUAAGAUGUCAGAUGUAUGACGAUGGAACACUAAGACUGGAUAAUCUGACAUCUACAGAUGAGGGGCCUUACAUUUUGAGUGCACAGCAGUCACUCUCUGUAGUUAUAAAAGAGGCCAUCUAUGAGCUCAGAGUCCAUAAUGCUGUAUGUGCCUUUCAUUGGAUGAAUGGAAUACUUGGGAGAUCAGUUUAUUUAUAUGAGUCUUUCUCAGAUCAGGCGCUUUUGUUACAAUGGAGCUUUAAAAAUAAAGUAAUUGCAUCCUGUAUUCCUGAAAACCUUCCUAGAUGUAUUUGCCAGUAUGCAGAAAGAUGCCAAAUGUAUGAUAAUGGAACUCUCAGACUGGAUAAUCUUACACUUGCAGAUGACGGGGCUUACAGCUUCGCUGCACAGCAGCCACCCUCUACUGUUAUAAGGGAGGCCGUCUAUGAGCUCAGAGCCUAUCGUGCUGUAUCUGCCACUCAGGUGAUGAAUGUAAAACUUGGAAGAUCUAUAUAUUUUUAUGAGUCUUUCUCAGAUCAAACGCUUUUGUUACAAUGGAGUUUUAACAAUAAACUGAUUGCAUCCCGUAUCCCUGGUUACCCCCCUGAAUGUACAGGAAAAUGUCAGCUGUAUGAUGAUGGAACUUUGGGACUGAAUGAUGCAGAUAUUAGAAAUGAGGGAAAUUACAGCUUUACUGCACUGCAGCCUCCCUCUACAGUCAUAAGGGAGGCCGUCUAUGAGCUCCGUGUCCAUAGUGAUAUGUUUGGAACUCGGUUGCUGAACGAAAAAGUUGGGAGCGAUAUUUAUUUUUAUAGAUCUUGGACAAAUCAGACAAUUUUGUUACAAUGGAGUUUUAACAAUACUCUGAUCGCAUCCCGUAUUCCUGGAUACCUUCCUAGAUGUAUUCACCAGUAUACAGGAAGAUGUCAGAUGGAUGAUAAUGGAUCUCUGAGACUGUAUAAUCUGACAUUUUCAGAUGAGGGGACUUACAUAUUGAUAGAAAAGCCACAGUGUUUUAAGGAGGACAUCUAUAAGCUCAAAGUCUAUGUUCCUCCAGAGAACAUAGGACAUAAGAACAAUUCCAUCACUAAAUUAAAGGUUGGAGAGACUCUAUUCCUCUCAAUGAUACUAAUACCUGAACUGGACACAUAUUUCACCUGGUACCACCUUAAUCCAAACCGCAACCCUAUCUUCACUGUCGGGAAAUUCUUAGUGAAUUCCACCAUCUCUAGCUCCAGUCUCCAGAUCCAAAAUUUGACUGUGGAGGAUGCUGGAACAUAUGAAUGCAGAGCCAGUCGUGGUCACUUAAGUCCGAAAUUCCUCUUCACUGUCAUUGUGGCAGAUGGACUUAGUGGUGGAGCGAUAGCUGGAAUCGUCAUUGGAGUAUUACUUGGACUGAUUCUUAUUGGAACCGCAGUUGGAUUCUUCAUCUUUAGAAGAAAAAAAUCUCCCAUGGGAUUGAAAAAUAAGAAUGCAGAUGUAAUCCCACCGAACAGCUAUGGAAAUAUCAUGACAGUAGAUGCUGCAACACCAAAUUCACAGUAUUAGCAAUUGGCAGUGAUGCCUGGCGAAAAUGAACUAGUUUCCUGAGUUUAAAUUGUUUUAAUGUUCGAGUGUUGGAGUUUCCUACAAAAAGUUACCCGUUGUAUUUCUUGAAGAAAAAUCCUGUUGGGUUAUCAUCCUAAAUCUUCCCAUCACCCACAUAGCACAGAAGUGGUUCGGAUCGCUAAGCUCUUGUCAAACUAACCACCUACAAGGCACUUUAUCAAUGCUCCAUGGUCUGAUACUGAUCCAAAGGGAAUGAUGGCUUAAUGAGGAACUCCAUCCUAAAUAAAUACAUUUCAAUUCCACAA